CGGGCACGUGUAGUACACAGCCGUGUGGUCUUUCUGGGGGAUCCUGGACUAAAAUGAACAAAUUGCGUGACAAUUAGAUUUUGUUGUGGAUUUUUCAACCAGUCCAGUUUCAGAGCGAUGCGCAGACGUUCUGACGGGGAACCAUGGGGACUCGUUAGACUAGUCAAGAAUUUGACUGCAGAGAGGGAGAUUCAUGACAAAAUGUCUAAUUAAAAUAGGCAUUUAGGUCUCCUCUGGUACUAACUUUUUUUUUAUUUUUUUUAAAGCGAAUCUUUACUUUCACGUUGCCUUUUUGGUGCACCAGCUGCUGAACGGCAGUGUCUGGCUAGCACAUGCCAAGCAUCGGCUCCGUUUGCUCACAUCCUCAUCGGCCACUGGAAAUGAGUACCGAACCCAGAGCCUGAGCAGCGUGGAGCCGCGUAAACGGGCACUUGCACCGGUUCUUCUCGUAGGUCCCCGUGAGAGGACGAGGGAGUCUUCCUUACUACGAAAAAGUAAUCGUCAGGAGUCGUCGCCCGCUGGAAGCAUGGAGCAGGACGAGGAGACCAUGGAGGUGUCGAAAAAAUCCGUCAUCGCCAAGAUUUUCAAAGUUCGCAAGCGGCGGGAGAUGCUUUUCGUGCAAGUCUGCUUUAUCUGCAGUGUGCUGGGCAUGGCGUGGUGCAUGUCAGCCCUCCUGACGAAGGCAGGUCAUGGGAUGUUGGUGGACGGGGGCCAUGAGGAGCCCCAUCAGCAGUAUGAACCCUGGGGCUGGGGGCGGAGACUCAUGGCAGAGGCACACGACGACAACCAGACCGAGCAGAAGAACUGCACUGAACCAGCUAUCCACGAGUUUCCAGAUGACUUGUUCACCAAUGCGGAGAGACAGAGUGGAGCGGUCUUGGUGCACAUUGCAGCGGCACUCUACAUGUUUCUGGCCCUGGCCAUCGUGUGCGACGACUACUUUGUCACAUCUUUGGAGAAGAUCUGUGAGAAACUGGACCUGAGUGAGGACGUAGCGGGAGCAACCUUCAUGGCGGCAGGCAGCUCAGCGCCUGAACUCUUUGCCUCUGUUAUAGGUGUGUUCAUUACACAUGGUGAUGUGGGGGUGGGCACCAUCGUGGGCUCUGCUGUCUUCAACAUCCUCUGCAUCAUCGGCGUCUGUGGAGUCUUCGCUGGACAGGUGGUGUUUUUGACCAGGUAUGCAGUGUUCCGAGAUUCCAUCUGCUACACCUUUUCUGUGAUUGCACUCAUUGUGUUCAUCUAUGAUGAGAAGAUAGUGUGGUGGGAGUCAUUGGUGCUCGUGGUCAUGUACAUGGUAUACAUUCUCAUUAUGAAGUUCAACAGCUCUUUGCAGCGCCUGUGUACGGGGAAGGGGAGAAAGAACGUGGCCAAUGGGAAUGCGGCCAGCGGAAGCGAGAUGGAGGAUGGUAAUGGUUGCUAUGACAAUGUCGGGGACGAUGACCCCACUCUGCCGUUGCUUGGUGCAGUGAAGCCCACCAAGCCGUACACCCGCGGCUCCGUGGUGAUGGUGGAUGAGAUCAUCAACGCCAGCCCCCCCAAUUACCGCUUCCCGGAGGCCGGCCUGCGCAUCAUGGUCACCAACCAUUUCGGCCCAAAGACACGGCUCCGCAUGGCCAGUCGCCUCAUUAUCACUGAGCGCCAGAAGUUGAUGCAGGCGGCCAACGGUGUGGACUCUGUGAUGGUGGUGGAGGGCAAGGCUGAGAUGGAGAACGGCAACGUGCCGGAGGACAAGCCCAGCGAGGAGGAGGAGGAGAGCGAGAUGACCUCACCGUUUAGCGUGCCGCGUGGUGUGAUGAACAAGCUGAAGUGGUUGAUCUCGUGGCCUCUGCUCCUGCUGCUCUUCUUCACCAUCCCCAACAGUGGCAAGCCGCGCUGGGAGAAGUACUUCAUGCUCUCCUUCAUCCUCUCCACUGUCUGGAUCGCCGUCUUCUCCUACUUCAUGGUCUGGAUGGUAACGAUUAUUGGCUACACCCUGGGCAUUCCUGAUGUCAUCAUGGGCAUCACUUUCCUGGCUGCUGGCACCAGUGUACCCGACUGCAUCGCUAGUCUCAUCGUGGCACGGCAAGGUCUUGGAGACAUGGCCGUGUCCAACACCAUUGGCAGUAACGUGUUUGACAUUUUGGUUGGCCUGGGUCUCCCCUGGGCUCUGCAGACCAUGGCAGUGGACUAUGGCUCAGUGGUCCAGAUUAACAGUCGAGGGCUAAUCUUCUCGGUGGUGCUGCUACUGGGCUCUGUGGCAUUAACGAUCCUGGGCAUCCACGUGAACAACUGGAAGCUGGACCUGAAGCUGGGCAUCUACGUGCUGCUGCUGUAUGCGGUGUUCCUCUGCUUCUCCAUCAUGAUCGAGUACAACGUCUUCACCUUCGUCAACCUGCCCAUGUGCCGAGACGAGCUGUAGUCGACCCGUCAAGGGCUGCGGCGGCGGCUCGUCAAACGACCUCUCACGUCGCGUCGUCUCAUCGGUCCCGUCUCCUAGGCUACUUCUGUCCCUCUACUGUCUCGUUCAAUGCCCCCCCACCCCCACCCCCAUCAACCAUCAAUCAACUUGUCACGACACAUCUCCUACUUGUCUUCUCCUUUCCUCUACUAUCAACCUGUCACGUCACGUCAAGUCAUCGUUUCUGACUCCGACUCCUCUCCUCCUCCUUCUCCUCCUCUACUGGUCUCGUUCAAGGUCCUCUCCUCCGUCAUCCACACAUACAGUAUGCCUUGGAUAUUUAGAGAUGUGUCUCAAACAUGUCGCCAUUAUGUCUGGCCAUCACCAAAAAGAGGAAACUGACCUUAGCGGUCUCAACAUGUCAUUGGUCACUAACUGUUUUUUUUUUUUUUUUGUUCCUCCAUAUGCUCUUUCAACGUCCUCCAAAUUCCUCCUUGGUUUUCCCCAUUAUUGAUCCUCUGAUCUUGUCUUUUUUCCUCACAUUAAUUGCCCUUAUCCAUUUCUAUCCUUUUUCCCCUUAUAGACCCAGUCGGCAACUCUGGGCCCGCCCAUGAAAUUGCUUGUUUUCCCCCAGCGGGUUGCCCCACCCGCUGUAUGUAGUGGCUAAUUAAUAUGCCUAAUGACUGGCAGUGAUUGGCACCGCGUGACCACGGGUGGAGCAUUCAGUGGGGAAAACAAUGCAGUUUCAUGGGCGGGUCAGUGGACUGGGUCAAUUAUGUUCCUCAGCUCUUGUUUCAUUUGCAGAGAGAGAGAGAGAGAGAAUUUGUCUCUCUGGUUCCUGUCCUUCGGUCUCGUCACUUCUCGUGUUUGGCAUCUUCAUAGUUGUGAUGGAUGGAUGGAUGGAUGGAGGCGGGGCUGGAAAGUUCUCAGUGCCAUCUUGUUUUUGUUCAUCGAUUGUUUAUCAUUGUUUAUUAUUUUGUUUGAUUAUUGCCCUCCUCUCCUGACUACUGCUACCUAUGCUCUCCUCUGACCUCCGACCUCUGACCUCGCCUCCCUCCUGGGAAGGAUCUGUUUCCCUCCCUGAGAGGAGGGCAUUCUCCUCGUCAGCUCUCCUCUUCCUCGUCCUCCUCCUUCUUCCUCGUCAGCUCUCCUCUUCCUCCUCAGCUCUCCUCUUCCUCGUCGUCCUCCUUCUUCCUCCUCAGCUCUCCUCUUCCUUGUCCUGCUCCUUCUCUUCAUUAUCAUCCUCUUCAUCACCCUCCUCCUCCCACCCUCCUCCUCCUCCUGCUCCUUCUCUUCUUCCUCCUCCUGCACCUCCCCCUCCUUCUCUUCUCUUCAUCCUCCUCCUCCACCUCCUCCUGCUCCCCUGCGUCUGUCUCUCCUUAUGACCUUUUUGACCUUCACCUGACCUCACUUGACCUGGGUCAUCUCUCCUGCCAAAACAAUCAAGUAAUAAAAAUGAAAGGCAGCAUGUGCCCUCGUUUUUUGGAUGAAUCCUGAUUACUUUUUUUUCAUUUCACUGGUUUGUGGUCUUUUUACCCCCUCUGUCUCAUCAGAAAGCUUUGUUUUUGAUGUGGUGUGGGCCCCAGGCUAUGUCUGACGUGAAAGGCCCAUGGACAUCACGUGUAUAAGCACUGCACAAUUUGAACAUCUUUACAUAUCGUACAUAUGUCCUAUUCUUUGGUAUUGCUUUUUUAAUUUUAUUUUGCUGUUGUUUGCCACACCAAUAAAAGACACAUGGUUCAUGGGAGGGGGGAAAGAAAAGACUAUGGAGGAGGGAGGAAUCGGAGUGUUUGGACCAAUGCCAUUGGGAUCAUCAGUUGUCAGUCAGAUGAAAGGGAGUGUGUCAUCAAAUAGCAGCGAUUCUAUUGGACAGGCCAAAGUUUUUUCUCUUUUUUUCUCCAUAAUUUUCCCUGAGAGAUUUAAUGAGUCAUCUCUUGCCGGCUGGACAGCACCUGUCAUCUGCUUGUCAGGACGGAGAUGGAAUCCCCUAGUGGUGAUUUUUGGAUACUACGUCUUGGAGGGGAGGAGAACGGCAGCUCAGAUCUCUGUUGUCCUGGCGCGACUUUUCUCGGACUGUGACCACUGGACUCCAAAGGGUUGUAUCGAGUUGUAGUUGUAAUUAUUUAUUUUUUAAUUUAUUAUUUGUCCUUCUGUUGUUUUUGUGUCGCUGAUUUGUUUAAUGGCUGUUUGUUUAGAGAGCUGGUGUUCUCAAACGCUAUAGCGAGCUGCUUGAACUCAUGACCUCUUUCAUGGGUCAAAGGUCAACGCAAAAAUCUCAAGUUUGGGCUGUUUUUGUUUACCUGUUUUGUCUGUCUUUUCUUUGUUUUUAUUUUUUUUGUUAUCUUUUUUCAAGUUGUUUUUUUGGAAAUCAGGGAAUUACAUGAGCUUCAAACUCCCUUCUCCUUUUAAAGGGGUCGGUGUGUCUAGUGAUGUUCUCUUCUUGUGGAAAUUUACAUGUAGAUAUUUGCACUUUAAAAAAAUGAAAGCAAAGCAAGUCCUCUCUUUCAA
Molecule: messenger RNA, 4885 nt
Organism: Engraulis encrasicolus (European anchovy)
Lineage: Eukaryota; Metazoa; Chordata; Actinopteri; Clupeiformes; Engraulidae
Gene: slc24a4b
Product: solute carrier family 24 member 4b
Exons: 17
Coding region: 527-2398 (623 amino acids)
Biological process (GO): calcium ion transmembrane transport; intracellular calcium ion homeostasis
Cellular component (GO): plasma membrane
Molecular function (GO): calcium, potassium:sodium antiporter activity; calcium channel activity
Source: RefSeq, a predicted model, not a curated record